Messenger RNA from Pseudocercospora fijiensis CIRAD86, 2306 nucleotides. RefSeq lists its product as uncharacterized. The record is from RefSeq and is a predicted model, not a curated record. The transcript has 18 exons. Bases 1 to 1698 code for a protein of 565 amino acids. Lineage: Eukaryota; Fungi; Ascomycota; Dothideomycetes; Mycosphaerellales; Mycosphaerellaceae.
AUGUCGUCCAAAGGUGGUGCAUCGCAAACCUGCUUCGCCAUUCUACUUCAACACACCCAAAUAAUGUACGCACAAAUCGACGAUUUCCACGGUACUGACCAAGAAUAUAUCCGAUUUCUUGAAUUAUCAGGAUAUGCGCCGUCGAAUGGAGACAACAUUGACCGUGGCGAGUCUAUGGAAUAUCGAGGUCCAGCUGGCGAGACUGCAUCAUUUCCUGUAGAUGAGACGCUCAGUAGUAGCGUUUCGCCCACAAUUGGGGAACCAUCCUCCCCGGCGGCAAAACCUAAAGAUUUGAGCCAAGAGAUCAUUCUGGUCCUGAGGACACUGGCUGAGCAGGGAUUUUGGAUCCCCUUUUUCCCCACAUGUCUACCCUCCAGGUUUGCUGCAGAGUCAAAUGAAUCAGCCUUGGAGAUUGCGAUAUCCCACACCCUGAAUCUUAACAGUGUCCUCCACAAAGCUGAAAAUAUUGAGCGGGGUUGGGCAAGGGGUACGUGGUCGCCACGCUUGACUUGGAACGCGGGUAUUAGAUCAACAAGAAACGAGAACGCAACUGUGCGAUUGAAUCGAUCAAGUGGCCAUACGCUGCUUGAUACGAAGCCAUGCCCUGACAUGCGGUCGGGAAAUGUUUCCGCCAGACGUUUCGAUUGUCAUGGCAUGGCUCCCUCCUCCUCUCUUCUGGUCAAUAAAUUUGCAUCUGUGCAUGGCAUGGCUGGACCAUCGUUCCAUCCUGGAAAACUUUCAAACAGGAUAAUGACCCCAUGGGUGGAAAGUGCUGUUGAAAGAGAGUCCGCCGGCGCUCUUGACUUCCCAGUACCUACCUGGCCAGCCGGAGGCUCCAGUUCACGAUGUCAAAAUGAGUUUCGUUCACUGAUUCUGUGUCCAUACCGGCUGAUUAAUUGCCUUUCACGUCUUGCGUCUCGUUGUCACUCGCCACAAGAAAAGGUGAUUUUUACCGCCGAAAGAGCACCGUUCCUCCCACAUCCAAUGAUUGCCUGUCGGUUGCCGACUGGGAGGACACUGCGCCCUGCUUUCGUGAAGCAUAAGAGUUCGGAGACCUUUCUCUGCCUCGUCCUCUGCUUCCUCCACACACAUCUUCCUCAAAGUGCCACAUCUCUCACCCUUCUCUCCCUCAAAGUGCCACAUCUCUCACCCUUCUCUCCCAUCACCACUCACGACCCUUCGAACACUUCUCAGGCCUCAGAUCUUUCGUCGUACAACAGCAGCAACCAGGUCACCCCGAUCACCACUUGCAGUACAGACUGGGAUCCUCAGCACCAGCCUUCGAACGAACGCAAGACCGCCAAACCGCCAGACCAAGCAUCCUGCUGUCAAAUCCCAAAAGGGCAUCGCCCGAUGAUGAUAGCAUUUUGCACGUUGAGGUCAGAUGACAUGUCCCCACCCCCGGCGUUGACGUGGGUUUCACAGGACAAAUCACUCCUUUCCCAUACACAGGUGUUCGACCGACGGUUUGGCGGCAAAGCGUUCGAAUUUCCUUCCGAUGCGAGCGUGUGUCCACCACUCACCGUUGGGAUCAUCGUUGUCUCCUCGCCUUACUAUCUUCUCAUUCCAGCGUGUCUUGUCUUGUCUUCCCGGCUUGAUUUGAAAAUUAAGAAAGGACGAAAUGAGGAAGCUGGAAGCGCUCAAAAUUUCAAUGAGAACCGACCUUUGACAGGGAGGUGUCAUCUCCCAUGUCGAUAGGCGGAGCACAAAGGUUUCUAUUGUGAUCCUUCGAUCAUGCAUCUACCAAAGUAUUUCCAAAUUCGCUAUGGGUGGAAGGUCUCCAUCCUCUUCCAUCGCAUCAGCCUCCGAGGCACCAGGCCGGCGUAGUGGUCGUCUGUGCCAGUGGGCAAUGAAGCUUUGAGCAGCAUUUUCCGUAUGGAAGCCAAUGAUAAAGACAUUCCCAGGUGUACGUCUCGGCGGUUCUUUGGCUUUUGGUUCUGCUUCAAAAGUCGGCGAAGAAGCCGCCGGGUCUGGUAUGUCUUCACCCAGCUCCUGUCGCUCCACCCAACGCGCUGCCCGCUCGCUUCUGUCGUACUCCGAAGGAACGCUAUCCAUGUCCAAUUCCCACCUCGUAAUCUUUAGGUCGAAAUUGUCACCCCCAGACCAACUCAGACCUCGUUUCUUGCCAUCAUCCAUCAUGAUGUGUCUGAUUACACUCGGCUGCAGCUGAGGCCCCUCCAUGGUCAGACGAGCCUCGUAUGGCAUUCUGUCUUCACGCUUAACCAGUGGCCGAUAACCUUCAUUAUUGAAAAUGGAAGAAAUCAUGGGCGUCAAAGGUGGCUGCAGCUGGCGCAGCUCGAGCUUCU